Molecule: messenger RNA, 652 nt
Organism: Papilio machaon (common yellow swallowtail)
Lineage: Eukaryota; Metazoa; Arthropoda; Insecta; Lepidoptera; Papilionidae
Product: HIG1 domain family member 1C
Exons: 3
Coding region: 231-515 (94 amino acids)
Biological process (GO): mitochondrial respirasome assembly
Cellular component (GO): mitochondrion
Source: RefSeq, a predicted model, not a curated record
UGAGUUUAUAGUAUCAAUGACAACAAUUUCUUUGCCUAAAUCAAAGGAAACUAACGAUGUCAUCUGUCAGUGUCACAGUGACAAUGACUUACUAACAUGGGAAAAAUUUUUCAAGGUUAGGAAGGUAAGGAGUGAUGCAAUGUAACAAAAUUUUAAAUUAUUAUAUAAUUUAUUAAUUGGUCGCCCAAUACGAUAAAUCUCAGAAAUACAAAGGAUUUUAUUCAUCAGAAAUGGCUAAUUCGCAGCCUAUAUUUGAUUACCGCGAUGAAUCUCACGCUGACAAGUUAGCCAGAAAAUCUAAAGAUUCACCAUUUAUGAUAAUUGGUAUCAUUGGCCUUAUUGGUGUUUGUGGAUUUGGGGCAUACAAAUUCAAGACAAGAGGUCAAAUGAGCACAAGUGUGUUCUUAAUGCAACUUAGAGUAGCCGCUCAAGGCACAGUUGUGUCUGCAUUGACAUUGGGCUUAGCAUACACAUUAGCCAAGAAACAUUUGUUUAAAGAUGACAAAGCAGAAUAAUGAUAUUUUGUAUUAAUCUAGUAAAAUUACUUAAACCAGUCUAAAGCUAAACUUUGCUACCUCAAAAUUUCACAAUGUUUAGAACUGAUAGAAAUCUCAAAUUAUCUCAUUUUAUUUUUGUAAUGUCUUUUUUUUAA